Molecule: messenger RNA, 7060 nt
Organism: Etheostoma cragini (Arkansas darter)
Lineage: Eukaryota; Metazoa; Chordata; Actinopteri; Perciformes; Percidae
Gene: rfx3
Product: regulatory factor X, 3 (influences HLA class II expression)
Exons: 17
Coding region: 166-2448 (760 amino acids)
Biological process (GO): regulation of transcription by RNA polymerase II
Cellular component (GO): nucleus
Molecular function (GO): RNA polymerase II cis-regulatory region sequence-specific DNA binding; DNA-binding transcription factor activity, RNA polymerase II-specific
Source: RefSeq, a predicted model, not a curated record
GUUGCGCGCUCCCGGUGAGUUUUAUAGCAACUGUUGCCCAGUGAGGCAGCGCCAUAGUCACCGUAGUCCUGGCGACUGUAACCCACCAACAACAACCUCUCGCUCCAUCAUUACCACCUCCUCCACCAUCCUCAUCUUCAUCAACCAGUCCACAGCUCAGGCGCCAUGCAGACCCCUGAAGCAGGCGCUGACUCCACCUCCACUGUCCCUCUUCAGACCACCGUGCCUGUCCAGCCUACCGGCUCCACCCAGCAGGUGCCUGUCCAGCAACAGGCCCAGACUGUUCAACAGGUUCAGCAUGUUUACCCAGCACAGGUGCAGUAUGUGGAGGAAAACAGUGGCGUCUACACCAAUGGCAACAUAAGAACAUACUCGUACUCAGAGCCGCAGCUGUAUAGCCAGAACAGUGGAGGGAGCUACUUUGACACACAGGGCAGCUCAUCGCAAGUGUCCACUGUGGUGACAUCUCAUGGCAUGACCAACAAUGGAGGAGGGGGCAGUGGAGGAAUGAGCAUGAAUCUGGCGGGGGGUCAGGUAAUCAGCACCAGUCCUGGGGCUUACAUCAUGGACAACACUGGACCCCACCCUGCCACCCAGACGGCACGAGCUUCCCCAGCUACUAUUGAAAUGGCGAUUGAGACACUCCAAAAAUCGGAGGGUUUAUCCAGUCAGAGAAGCUCGCUGCUCAACAGCCAUCUCCAGUGGCUGUUGGACAAUUACGAGACAGCAGAGGGCGUGAGUCUACCACGAUCCACCCUCUACAAUCAUUAUCUGCGCCACUGCCAGGAGCAGAAACUGGACCCUGUAAAUGCAGCCUCUUUUGGCAAACUCAUCCGCUCCAUCUUCAUGGGACUUCGUACAAGGCGUCUUGGGACAAGAGGGAACUCCAAAUAUCAUUACUAUGGCAUACGUGUGAAACCAGACUCGCCACUAAAUAGACUCCAAGAAGACAUGCAGUACAUGGCCCUCAGACAGCAACCCGUUCAGCAAAAGCAGAGGUUCAAGCCAGUGCAGAAGUUCGAUGGCUGCGCUGGGGAGAAUUACUCAGGUGGAGGCCAACACCAUCCUGGUGCAGAAGAGCAGACAGUCAUCGCACAGAGUCAACACCACCAGCAGUUCCUAGAUGCAUCACGGGCCCUCCCUGACUUUGUAGAGCUGGACGUGGGACAAAGCAAUACAGAGAACAUCAGUCCGGAGGAUGUGAAAGCUCUCCAGGCCCUUUACAGAGAGCACUGUGAGGCUAUCCUGGAUGUGGUUGUCAAUCUCCAGUUCAGUCUAAUUGAGAAGUUGUGGCAGACAUUCUGGAGGUAUUCUCCCCCUGACUCUGUAGAGGGUGCCACUGUAACAGAAAACAGCAGUUUAAGUGAGAUUGAAGCACGGCUGCCCCGUUCACAGCUACUGGAACUGUGUAGAAACGAGGCCGUACUCAAAUGGAUGAGCACAUGUGACCAUCUUAUGUACCAGGCCCUUGUGGAAAUCCUCAUUCCUGAUGUCCUGAGACCCAUUCCCAGUGCCUUGACUCAAGCCAUUCGUAACUUUGCCAAAAGCCUGGAAGGUUGGCUCAACAACGCCAUGAAUGCCAUUCCACAGAGAAUGAUCCAGACCAAGAUUGCCGCUGUUAGUGCCUUUGCGCAAACACUGCGCAGAUACACAUCUCUGAACCACCUGGCUCAGGCGGCACGUGCUGUUUUGCAAAACACGUCACAGAUUAAUCAGAUGUUGAGUGAUCUCAAUCGUGUUGACUUUGCCAACGUACAGGAGCAGGCAUCAUGGGUGUGCCAGUGUGAAGAGGGAGUAGUUCAGCACUUGGAGCAGGACUUCAAGGCCACACUACAGCAGCAAAGCUCUCUGGAGCAAUGGGCAGCCUGGCUGGAAAAUGUGGUCACUCAGGUGCUCAAGCCUUACGAGCACCGGCCCAGCUUCCCCAGGGCAGCUCGACAAUUCCUGCUCAAGUGGUCCUUUUACAGUUCUAUGGUGAUCCGGGACUUGACCCUGCGCAGUGCUGCCAGCUUUGGUUCCUUCCACUUGAUUCGCCUGCUGUACGAUGAAUACAUGUUUUACCUAGUGGAGCAUCGUGUGGCACAAGCUACUGGAGAGACACCCAUUGGUGUCAUGGGGGAGUUUGACAGCCUGAACACCCUGUCCCUCUCCAAUAUGGAUAAAGAUGAAAUGAGUGGGUUGGACAGUGACUUAGAAGAUGACAUGGAGGAGUCCGGCGAACCUCUUGCCAAGCGAGAGAAGAAGUCGGAGCAUGAAGUGAUCCAGGUGAUCCAGGUCGGGGCACUAGAGGACGGGUCCCACCCUGUGGUGGGGGUUGUCCAGCCAGGAGUCCUCCACUCGCUGCCCCAGCCCCCGCAGGACCACACUGAGCACAUCCUAACCCCCUCUGCCGGUACUCCCACCAUCCGCCACUGCAGCGCUACAGGCAACACCUAUGCCUCCGUUUGAGGGUCUGAGGGCACAGCGGACCUUGUCUGGCCUGUUUUCACUCUCCACAUAUCUUUCUCUCUGUAAGUCUAGAUGUUUCCGUCUUUUUCAUGCAUUGUCUGUGUCUGCACUUGUGCGGACACGCUCUCUGCUCCCUAUCUAGCCCGGUCAGUGGAGGAGUGCUGAAAUGAUGAUACUCUGGCCAAGAUGUGCUGUCCGUGUCUGACUGCUUAGAUUCUGGAUGUGGUGUCAUCACAUAAGUCUGUGCUCUAUCGCAAUGGGGCAGCUGGAGGAGGACUAAUUUGACCCAUUAAUUAGGUUUCCUGCCUAGGUAUGACUUAUGUCCUCUGUCUGUCCACACAGACAGGUUUUGUCUCGAAGGAAAAUUCAGCUCUUUCAAACUACUGAUGUCUCAGAGCUCAAAUCCAUGUCACUAGUCCCAGUGGAGCAAAGUCAUCGAUUGACUCAAGACCUUCACCCAUUGUAAAUAGUUUUGCUGUACUUUCAAUUGGUAUUACCCCAAGCCCAUGGUGCUAUUGUUUUGUUUUGAUUUCAAUUUAUCCCUCCUACUUUUAGCAUGAUUUAUGUCCACAUGCAUUCCAACUGCUGAUAAACGUUUGGCUGAACAAAAUAUUUUGAGUAUCGUAUGUAGCUAAAAAACAAGGGGAGGACUUUCUUUGUAUCUAUGGCAUUUGAAACAGGAUCAUGGGGCAGUUUUUUCUGUUCUGUUUAAAAAAAUAUACACCACUGAUAACUAUUUUAGCCACAGAAAAAAGAAACUCCUAAAGAAAUAUCUGUGCUGCUACUUGUGUUAAUAGAAAUGAGAUUAAGACCGGCUGUACAAAACCACUUCCUCAAUGCUAGCUUUUCUAUGCACUCUGUGCAUAACCCUUGCCUUUCUUCAUUUUAGAUGCUCUGUAGAGUGGUUUACUUGACCAGCCAGCUGUAAUCUUGAAAAAAAAUCUUACUGGAUAUGUUCCCCUUUUCUUUGCAGUGUAUGUCUUAAUGAAAUUUUCCUAAGUUCACAAAGGACCAAAAACAAACCAACAAGAGGAAGCUGAGAGGGAGCCACUUGGGCCACCCAAAAUCUGUUUCCUGUCCCACAGUGCCAUGUUGCAGAGCAGACGGAAUGUCAGGGAUUUAAUGUACCUCGGCUUUAUCAUAGUGCCUUAUCCUUAAAUGCAGCUGUCCUUGUAGUCCUGACUGUGUGCUGCAGGAAGCCCACAGACGCUCUGCAUUGUCCCAGCCACAACUUUGGCUUUCUGGUGACUUGUGGCUGGAUUUGGGCUGGUUCAUCAGUGUCAAGUCCAAGGAUUGCAGGCACAGAAACAACUGUUUGUUUUUUUCUCUGGAUCAGCUCUACUAAGCUUAUUACUUAUCUGAAUCAUGGUCUUUAGCCUUGCUCCUGCCCUCCUGAGGCCUAUUCUUGCAUUAGCCUUUGUUAUCGUGUGUGUGUGUUUGUGUGUGAGUGAGAUAGAGAGAGAGAGAGAUGGGUUUUCAUGUUCUUUCAUGUGCAUGUAUAUAUAAGCCUGUGUGUCUGUGUGCUUGUGUUGGAACACAUCUAUCAGUCACCCUACCUCAAACCAGUGGUGCCAGCCCUUUGACGCGUGCAGCACAGUCACCAAACCUUAUUGCACACACACCACUGUACUGCACAACUCUCAACGCGAUAGAGAAAAACUGCUUUGCUUUUCUCUCACCUCUGAUACAUUUUCAUUUCAGUUUUUAGCCUAUAAAAAUGCUUUCAUCCUUUGUUCCCUGUUUAAAGAUCAUCUUUGUACAGUGGACCAAAAGUAGAUAUUUUGUGAUAUUCAAAGAAAUAUAUAGAUAUAUAUAUGUAUAGUAUAUAUAAUGAUGAUACACUACAUAUAUCUGUUUCUUUAUACGUGAUUGUUUUCUUUUUGUAGCUUCUCUGUAAUUAGUUCAUUGACUGUGAAAUGGGAAAGGCAUGGGGACUAACUUCUGAUUCGGUAGACUACAUCUUAAUACUUGAACCGUUAUAGCAUUCUAUGUUGUGGAGAUUAUUGAGAUUAAUCCUCUAAAUAGGAACAUUUUGUUAAUAAAUGAUUUUUGUUAUUGUUUUUCCAUGCUUGUUGAAAUGGUCUGCACGGUGUCUCUGCAGAGAUGUUAAUUUAUUGAUAUUUAUUGUGUUUUGGUUUAGCUGCUUACGCAUUACAAAAUGUUAUAAUGGGUAUGAAUCAUGAAUUACACCACUGGAAACGGCAGACCUACUGUACAGGAGGACCUGAGGGUUUUUGUUGUUUUGUUUUUCUUUAUAAGUCAUGUAUGUAGGUUGAUUAAGGUUAAAAAAAAAGAAGAGAAAAACAGGUUGGCACUGUAUUUGCUGCAAUCGCUUUCCAUAGGCUCUAUCACCAGUAUCUCCAAUGAUUCCUUCAAAUACUAGAAGUACACACAGACUCUUUGCCAAAUUUUUUUCUUUGUGCCUGUGUAGAAAACGUGCUUAGCAGUAGAAGAGGGUGGGAGAGCAAAUGCUGCAUGUCGUUUUGGUUACUGGGUCAGUGGACUCUCACAGAUGGUUUGCUGAAUCAUUUUCAUGACACUUUGGGGAAUCUCCAAAGUAAAUUUGGAAAGCCCAAAGAUACAUUUCUCAUCUAUUAAACCUAGUGUACACAUCUCAUACUGUAGCUUUACUCUGAGUCUGCUGGCUUACCAGAUUUAGGAGUUGAGCGCACACAAACCUGGCUUUCAAAAGGUCUGCAAGAAAAGGUCAAUAAACUAAAACUAGCUAAAAGUUGUAAGGCCUGGGGCGUUUUGUUUACACCAGUCUGUGACCAUGAUGAACUUACUCCCUGAGUUUUAGUAUUAAACUGUUGAAUGCAAAUUGGAAGAACACAAAGAAAAGUAAUGAAAAUGACAAUUAAAAAAAUGAAUUCAUACAAAAAUGUAAGCCCUAGAUCGUCUCUUAUACUUUUUCCAGAACUGCGCAUAAAUCCGUGUUCUCAUAACUGCAACAAAAUAGACUCCAUUACCAAGAGCUCACUUGACAUGCACUGAAUUUUUGUAAAUGACGUUAUAAAAAAGGGAAGGGGUUCUCUCUGUGACUUCAAAUUUUAAAUUAUGUUGUAAAUCUGGAUAUGUGUGCUGGUUAGGAAUGAAGGUUUUGCAGGAUACUUUUUCUAUCCUUUUACCUUUCUCCCACUGAAUGAUUUUUUUAUUUUUCCAAAUAUGAAUUUAAGCUCCCUUGUCAUAUAAAUGAAGUACAAGAUUGUAGAUGUAAACUCGUUUUAUUUUGUGCCUGAAAUGAAAAUGGCUUAUAAAAUGUUUUCUUUGAAUCUUGGUGUGUUUCUGGUCUUGCACGCCUAUCAUGUGUUUUAUUUGGGGGGGGGGGGGGGUUUCGUCAAUUCCGUUAUUUCUCCUUUUCGUUAUACAUAGACUAAUGUGCCAGACAGUGAUUCAGCUUUCUGCAUCUCAAAGCGCGCCUGGUUAACACUGGACCAAUGCUAAUGCUGCCAACACCAUUGUACUUUAUUUCUCAGUUUCUUUGAAACCGAGACGUUAGAUUGUUUUUGUAACAGCUGCUUGCAAAGGAGCCCAUUUCCAACCAGAAAAAAAAGACAUAAGCUAUUCCUUAACUUGUCAUAGGAGAGAAAGCUAAGAGAUGUUUCUUCACCUCGACAAAACAGCAGCUUCACUGACCCAUAGCAGACUCCAGUGCCUUUAAUUUCGCCCCGGCCAGAGCAGAUGGCCUGGGUGACUAUUGGGUCUCUGGUGGGCUACAGAUGGAGGCUAUCGGAGCAGAUAUUUCAUUGCACAGGUGCUGCCACUGAGAAGAUACCAGGGAAGCAUAAAGACCUGUCCUCAGACUGGACUAUUUAUUGACUGGAUGUGACGACACAUACACAGACACACACACACACUAGUUUAGACAUGGUACAUUAUUUGCAGACGGCUUUUUAUUGUACAUAACUGGUUAUUGAUCAAGGAGUUACUGUAAGUAAAAUGCUCUUAUGCAUUGUUUUCUCAAUGAUCGUGGUUUCUUUUGUCAAAUGAUAUUUUCUGAAUGCUGUGACCUGUUUGAGAUUUGUAUUUGGAUGUUUUCAAGUGCCAUUUGACAGUCUAGUGAGUCGUGGCCAUCUGUAGCACGCUCUAAUGCAAGCACAAGCAUUUGGCAGUGGCAUUUGAGGAAGGUUCUGAUUUUGAUUUACCUUAGACAAAAUAUGUAUAUAUCAAAAACUGAAAGGUAUAUUUAUUUGUCUUAUUUGAUUUGUUCUAUUGGUGAACAUUUUAUCAUAUGUUGGUUAAAGUGCUUUUGUGAUUUCUUUUUCCUUUUUUGGGAUAAUGUAUAGUAUCUGAUAUAAUAUAUACACACAAAUUUGAUGUGACCUUCUUUGUGUGCCAUUCCGUUUUCUUCUCAAAUUGGCAAGCGAACCAACGAGUGUAGGGUGAUUUGUAUUGUGUAUUUUACAUAAAAAAACAAGGACAAUUGGGGGACUUUUAUAUUUAUAAAGACAUUAUCAUUUAGUGUGUCGUAUUGAUGAAUAUAGAAACUAUUAAAGACACAUGUAGUUUGGUUUUCUGAAUAUUUCAGAUCUCAGCUCAGGCUAGCUUCUUAGUGUUGUUUUCUUAAAAUUUGUGACUCGUCUUUGCAGUAAUAAACGUUUUCUUGUUCAAA